AAAACAUGUCACUUGUUUGCUCCGUACCUAGGUACCAUUUCUGUUUGCAUUCCGGGAUAUUUAACAGGCACCGUCCCAAACCAAACCAACUACAAACCCAAACCAUAGACAGCAAAGUAUCAACACCUCAUCAGUCAAGAUGGCAGACACGAAGCAAGAAAACCCGAAAUCGACAAACACGGUCUUGGAACCGGAGGAACCAGAGGAACCAACACUGACCAACCCCCCUCCCACGAGCUUCCCCCAUUUCAUGCUCCUCCCGGCCGAGAUCCGCGCGCACAUCUGGACCGCGGCCAUCCUCAACGACCUCGCCGUCGGCCGAUACGAACCGCCACCCCCAAGCAAGCCGGCAAGAAUAAAGCGAGGCGAGGGCGGAGGCGGCUUUGGAAGGGCACGGCACCCGCUGGCACCCAACAAGCCGCCCGCUCCCGCUCCCGAGCCGCCCGUGGCCGCUCCGCUGCUGCACAUCAUCCCCUUCCACACGCUGCCCGUCGAAGCGCCCUUCACCCUCGCCGAGGCCUACCUCAAGGCCAAAUACGGCGCGGACUGGGCCGAGAGGGCAAAAGAAGGCGCGCUGCCCGCGGGGUGGGAACCGCGCCCGCUGGCCGGGUGGGAGGAGGUGGCAACGGACCGGCGGCAGGCGCUGAUCGACGAGGCAAAGGAGGCGAUUGAGCAACACGCGCGCAGCCGCACCGUGCUGCUGCCGCCCGGGCGGGCGCCGGACACGCUCGCCCAGUACUCGGGCGGCUGGUGCCCGCGCAGCGAGAUCGUGCGCUCGUUCGCCGAGGCCGAGACCGCCGCGCACGCGCUGGGCCGCCUGGCCAACCGCGGCGACGGCUGUCCGGGGGGUGGUGAAGAUGAUGGGGCGGCAGCGGCGGCGGUGGUGGGCCAGGAGACGCUGCUCAACUUGGGCAAGGGCGAUGUCUGCUGCUUUCUCAACACCCGCGCGGAUGGCUCGCCGAUCGGCUGGGAGGAGACGCUGCCGCUCUGGGGUAGCGAGAGAGGACCUUGGGGUUGGCGAGUAUCUCCCAGCCCCUGCGGCCAGGCCCCCCCCCGUGACCAUUUGGGCCUGUUCCCCGGGGGGCAGGAAUGGAUCGGUGCCGUAAGGGAGGGGUUUGGGUGCGACGAUGAAAUGCUGGCUGGGCUGAGUGGGCUGAGAGGCCUGCUCCCUGCUCUGGACCAGUGUGAGGCGCUGGCUGGGGUCUGGCAUCCGGCCAUGUGCAGGGCCUUUCGACCCCGCUGGAACGGCGGAAUCGUGAACGUUCAGCAACGCUCGGCGCUGUGUGCCGAGUUCCAACGGGAUCUGAAGAGCCUGCCGCACCGUUAUCCCCAACUGAAGACCAUCUACAUCAUUGACCCCUCGAUCAAGCCCAGGCCCUUGCGAGGAUUCCUCGGUAGGCUGCGGCCUCCACCAACGUUCCGUGGACGCGGUGCCACCUUUUACUCGGCACUUUCCUGGCAUUUCAUUUUGGGGCGGGCCCGCAUACAGGACUGGAGAGAUGCAGUCAGUGAUGUUUUGGAACCGGUUACGCGGUCGUUGGGGAGACCAACAAUCCAAGUCCUUGUCUUGGCCUGUGUGCCGGACGACUGUGAGCCAGAAUUCUGGGGGUCAAACCACGAAUAGUAGCGACGAGACAACGGAUAGAUAUGCUCUAGCUAUAAUUGGAAACUGUUGUAUGACAAUAAUCA
Messenger RNA from Chaetomium fimeti, 1689 nucleotides. RefSeq lists its product as uncharacterized. The record is from RefSeq and is a predicted model, not a curated record. The transcript has a single exon. Lineage: Eukaryota; Fungi; Ascomycota; Sordariomycetes; Sordariales; Chaetomiaceae. Bases 140 to 1624 code for a protein of 494 amino acids.